GCGGUGACUGGGGGGAAAAAUUCGUUCCCCUCAAGAGGAUGGGUGUGGGUGACAGCGUGGUGUUCAUCCGUGGCGGCGGCGACCAGAGUCUGAUGAUCGAGUCUCGUCCCCAGCAGCCGCCUGCUAACCUGUGGGUGCAGCAGCCGCAUGACGAACUGACCGAAUCAUCGGAGCUUGCCAGUCUAGGGGUUACAUUCAGGGUCACGUACUACCCAGGGAGGCGUUCUUGCUCACCGUUCGUCGUGCCUCGAGGGGCUGUCGAUGAAGCCAUGCGCAAGCAAUGGGAGCCAGACAUGCAGGUGCGCAUGCGGCCAAGUGAUCUGGUGCUACGCGCCGGGGACACCCACGGCGCCGCGACCAUGGAAGACACAAAAGGGACCAUCAAGGCGGUGAUCACCGUCCCCGUGUGGCGGAACCUCCAGAUUGAUCUUGAUGGAUCAUCGUCGAAUUCGCCUCCCGUCACCAAGAACAUGUGGGAGGUCGAAUCUCUCCAUCCCCAACCUCCUGUUGCCAAGAGGACCAAGAAAGCUACUGACCCAGGGCCCUCGCGUGACGAUGAGUCGAAAGAACCUGUGACGGCGCUGAGGUUGGGAAUACAUUGACACAACAUGCUAAUGGUUGACUCUCUUCGUUCAGGCACUUGGUUCUGGUUUUUUGGCUGUAGUCAGAGGAUGGCGACAUGAUUGAGAGUUUGGGUGAUUCAGCCCCAUUGCCUAGUUUACUUUAGUUCUAAUCUCGUGAACCACUGGUCUCAACUCUUUGGCCAAGUUUUUCUUGUCAGCAUAACCUGUUAAUGAGAUGAUGUCAGUGCUGCUUCUGGACA
Lolium perenne is the source of this 823-nucleotide messenger RNA. Its product is annotated as B3 domain-containing protein Os07g0183300/Os07g0183600. The record is from RefSeq and is a predicted model, not a curated record. Gene Ontology annotation, biological process: regulation of DNA-templated transcription; response to hormone. Lineage: Eukaryota; Viridiplantae; Streptophyta; Magnoliopsida; Poales; Poaceae. Gene Ontology annotation, molecular function: DNA binding. Gene Ontology annotation, cellular component: nucleus.